Phanerochaete carnosa HHB-10118-sp is the source of this 660-nucleotide messenger RNA. RefSeq lists its product as uncharacterized. The record is from RefSeq and is a predicted model, not a curated record. Lineage: Eukaryota; Fungi; Basidiomycota; Agaricomycetes; Polyporales; Phanerochaetaceae. The transcript is spliced from 7 exons. The coding region runs from base 1 to 660 and encodes 219 amino acids.
AUGGCAAACCUAGAUUGUUUUACACAUGCAGUGUUAGCAAGAGAAGUCUCUAAUGCUGAAGAAUACAAAGUGCAUAAGGUAAGACAACAUGAAGAGGAUGAUACAGAGGUCUCAGAGGUGAUUAUUGCAUUGCAAGCCUUAUAUGAUUAUGAGUCUAAUAAUAAGAUGAAAGGAUGGAAUACAAUUGCUUGUUCAGAUGCAUGUGGUCAUAUGCACAGUUUGAGCUCACUGGUGGUGCAGAUGUUUAUGUUUGAUCUUCUCAACAGCUUGCCUCACCUUUGCCUGUCAGAUAACCAUCUAAAGACACUUCUAAAUAAGUUUUAUUCUAUGAGUCCUAUCACAACUCUUUGCCUCGAUUGGACAAAUUCUCUGGUUCAACUGCAUAUUCAUUUAUUUGCUGAGAUUGCCAGUGUGUCAGUGAACACUAUCAGACUGAAUGCUUUUAAAAUGAAGACAUUGAUCUUUUACAGCUCAUUUAGGCUUCAAGAUGGCUGUCUUGUCAUCUCAUUGAAAUGGCUCUGCAAGCUGAAACAUGAUAGUUCAACAGAAAUAUAUUGUGCAGAUGUGUAUAUUCUGGAGCAAGAGGCUGGUAUCAGUCUUCUGAAGCUAGCAAAAAUGUGCUGCUUAAGUUUGUUGGUAGAAUCUGCUGCUUAUUUUUAA